AUGUUCAUCCGAUAUUCCACAACCUUUAAGCAAUCUUGUGAUUCCUUCGUUUGUAUAGCACGUAAACUUAUUUGGUGCAAUCAAAAGGAAGUUGCUGAGCUUUUGCUAGGAGCAUGUGUACACCCUAACUGGCUUUCAUCAGUUAUUCAAGUUCGUCCUAGAAAUGGUUCUAUUAUUUUUUAUCGACGAGAAUUGGCCACCGUAGCACGUAAACAAGAUGGUUAUUUAUGGAAAAAGAAACCAAAUCGACGUACUACUAAAGAAGUUCACAUGGUCCUUAAAGUUCAAGGGAUCGAGUGUAUUAUCGCCAACUAUGCACAUUCCGCUUUAAUCUCUACGUUUCAUCGACGAACCUAUUCAUUAAGAUUUAAUCCUUCUAUUGUAUUAUUUCAUUAUUUGAAUGUACCCUUAUUAACUCAUGAGAAUAAACUUUGUUUACCAUUACCUAAUCUAAGUGAAAAUGAUCGUAAUGAAUUAACUUAUGCUCAACUUGUUGAACAGUUAGUGAAUAUGUUUAAUAAUUUCCCAAAACAUAUCAUGAAGCCUGGUGUUGACCAAAUUCUAAAUUUCGAUUUAAAUUUCUCUAAUUUAAUUCAGAUUCUGAGUGAUCAUAUUUGGAAUUCAUCAGUGAAUCCGAAUUCCCCUCCAUCAUCGUCAUUAUCAUUUCUAUCUGAUAAUUCAUAUAGAAACAUAACAAGUAGCAGUGUUGUGAAGAAUAUGUCUUCACUACAAUCUGAUAUAAAUCAUCGUCAUCAUCAUCAUCAUCCGCACACAGCUGUAUUUCUCCUUAUCACGCCCAAAUUAAAUGAUAAUUAUCAGACAAAUUUGGAAUUAGUCUUUUCGAAUAACAAGUCUUGUCGAACAAAUCCUCAUACGCGAAAUAUUCGCGGAUAUCAGUUUUCAGAUAUAAUUAAUAACAAUAAUAAUGAAAAUAAUGAUUAUUACAUUCCAUUCAUAUUCUCCUCUACAAAACCAAUAAAUAGAUGUUGUCAAAACAAUGAAACUUCUAAUUAUGAUAAUAACAAUAAUAUUAACUCAAAAAAUAAUGAUAAUAAUCCAGACAGGGAAGUAGAGGCAAGUUCUACUGUGAACCAGUUAUUGUUUCCUGAUGAUAAUAAUAAUAAUAGUGCAGAAUCUAAUAAUUUGCUAUCUAAUGUUGUAAUUAAUUGGGCUAAUGAUUAUCCCUAUUCAUUAUCACUAACAAUGAAUAACUUUGAAAAUUUUAACACAACAAAAAGCAUCGAGUCAAAUGAUAGUUCUGAUCAUCAAAAUAUCAAUGAUGUUGUUAAUCAUAAUCAUCAGUAUGUUAAUACUGAUGGUAGCACACAUUCCAAUGAUAACAUCACCACUACUUCUACUAUUACUGCUAAUAAUGGUAAUAAUGAUUAUUUUCAUACUAAUGAAGAAGAAGUAGUAAUAGUAGAAGAUCCAACUAGAAUAACACCCAUUGAAAUAGGUUAUUCUGAUGAAUUAAUAAAUUUCACUGAUUUAAUCAUCACAUCAACAUCAACACCUUCACCAUUUAUCUCAACUUAUACUGAUGAAGACUUAGGACUUUUAUCAAAUGAAUUAAUUACUGAUAAUAAUCUACUUGUAAAUGAUUUUACAGCGAUAACAACCACAACAACUGCAAUAAGACCCACUAGUAAAAUAAUCAAUAAUGACUGUAAUGAUUGUUGCUGUGUAACAGAACAGCAUCAAUCUAAUCAUAAAUUCUUUUCAAAAGAACAUGUUUCCAGUGAGUUGUCGUCUAGUAAUUUCAAUGUUCAUACAAUAACUAAUAAUGGUAGAUAUGCUGUACAAAUUAAUCAUGUUAAUAUCGAUAAAGAAGUGAUAAAAAACAAUCGGUUCAAUAAUCCUAUCAGUGAAAUUGAUGAUAAUUUGAAUCUUGAAACUUGUAAGAAUAUCUACUCACCCAAUCAUCGUUUACCUCUGAUAACAAAUGUGUAUGAACCUGAAAAAAACGAAAGUUUUGAAAGCGCACAAUUUAAUUGCCAGCAAGAUGAUGCUGCUUGUAAUCCAUUCAUAUUUGAUGGAGGAUACUCAGAGUACAGUUUUGGUCGGUGCAAUAAUAUAGAUUUGCUCAAAUUAAAGCUCUCAGAUGAUCUAUUACGUUGGAUAGUGUUUAUUCGCUUUAGUUCAUUAGCACCGGGUAUUCAUUUAUCCAUUGACAUUGAAGAUGAAUUCAUUUUAUUACCAAAUCAUAAAUCUAGAAUAUUUAGCAAGUCAUUUGAUGAAUCUAAUUAUAAUAGUACAUCAAUUACGUCGAAACAUAUGGAUGAUAUACAUUCUGACAAUGUUUCGAAUUCAAUGCUUAUAAAUUAUUUAACAAGUAACUUUGAUGAAUAUCCUAAGUUGAAUAUACCACUACGACAUGAUCAAUGUGCAGAUAAAUUGGAAAUGUAUUUAAUUCUACAACUAGUCGAAUGGAUGAAGAAAACAGAUAAUAUUAGUAAUAAUAAUAGUGAUAGAACAAAUCAAAGUUCUGUCAGUUACUUAUUAGAAGCUGAAAAUGAAUUUGAUGAGUUCAAUAUUCAACAAUUACAAGAACAAAUGACUUCAUUGAAGAUAGAUAUUUCUCUUUUAAGUUGUGCAGCUGCUUGGGAUCACUGUGGUACAACUUUACAGUCAGAUGUCGAUACAGAUUUAUCUAGGAUCUUAUCUCUUUUACAUGAUUUGACCCCAAAUAAUUCCCCUCCCUUGCUUAUCCAACACUCACACCAUUGGGUUCAGCUAUUCUUAUGGGAUCCAGAUGCUCUUCAUAAACCUUGUUUAUAUAAUUCAUUAUCAUCGUGUUCAAAAUUGGGUGAUGAGUUUACGCCAGAAAAAUUAGCAUUGGUUAUCAAAAGUGAAUCUAUGCAAAAGUGUAUUGAACAAUUAGAAGUACAAUAUUUUUCAUCAAAUGCACAAAAUUAUGCAACAGAUACUGUUAGAACUAAAUUAGAAAGACUUAUUAAUUAUACGGAAACAUUUACACUACCAAAGCAUAUUGAUCUAACGGAAAUUGAUGUUAAUACAAAACCGUCAUCAUUUACUCACUCAUUGUUAUAUACACAAUCGAAUAUGAUUAAGUUAGACUAUUCAAAGCAAAAUUAUAGUCUAGACGUAUCUAUUGAUGAUGAUGAUAUUCCAGGAGAAGAAUCACUUUAUCACUCCACAUCGUUACAUAAUAUCUCUAGUACAAGUUAUCAUUCAAAAAUUUUAAAGUCUUUACCAACACCAGCAACCAAUCAGUUUGUAGAUAAUUCAGAUAAUUUUAAAUAUGCAAUCGAGAAUAACAAUAAUUCGUUUGAUACUUAUCAUCAACUUUAUGAGGAUGACAUUACUUUGAAUUCAAAUAUAAAACGUAAAAAUAUAUGUACCUGGCGUAAACAAACAUACAAUCGACGUCAGCAUUGUCAUAAUGGUCGUUUAGAUUCAACUUCUCUUUAUGCUACUGACAGAAUAAUUGAAGCUAUGCCUAGGCGUAUUGUUAAUCUUCAUAAUCAAAAUUGUGAUGAUCUGCUAUCAACCCAUGUAGAUUAUGAUAAUAAUUAUAAUGGUGAGGAGUCCCAUUCUUCUUCUAUCCAGUUUUCUGAUUCAGCUUUAGGUGAAAGUAUUGCUUUGAGUCGAGCACCAGUUGACCAACUCAAAUCACAUUCUUCAUUUUUGCAUUAUGAACCAUUCACUUUAGCCACUAAUACUAAUUAUAUUACUAAUCCUAUUCAGUUAACAAAUAAUGAUGAUACAAACAAAUAUUCAGUUAAAACCUUUCCAAAUAUAACAACAAAAUCAUUUAGUAAUAAUCAUAAAAAUAAUAAAUCAAUUGGUUCAUUUAAUUCACUUCCAUCGAAACGACCUUAUCGUGAUAAAUAUUUGACAUUAUAUAACAGUUUUAGAUAUCGUGGUGUUGGCAUCGAUGAUUAUCCAGAGAAUAAAGUGAAUCAUCAGUUAAAAAGUGCUUUACUUAGUUUUCAUGAACCUUUGAGAAGAAGAUCAUAUUUUACUCCUCCUAUUCAAAAAAAUAAAAGUAAAUUGAAAACUUUCAAUGAUGAUGAUGAAAUCAGUGUUGAAUUGAAUUCUCAUGAAACUGGAGUUAUCACGUCAAAUUCAAUGUUCGAUACACCUUUUAGUUCUACUAGUUUUAUGAGUUCAGAUUUAAAUAAUGAAAAUGAUUAUGAUGUACUUCGAUAUGAUCGUCAAGGGAAAUCAUUAAGCGCUUUCAGUUUAAAUAGUCCACCACCGUCUACAGCACAAAUUGCUGAACAUUUUAAUGCAGUACCAGGAAAAUUUAUGGAAACUGACUUAAGUAGAUUAACUCUAUCGGAUAUGGAACAGAAACGUUUAUACGAAGCAGCCAAAAUUAUACAGAAAUAUUAUCGAGCUUAUAAAAAACACAAUCAGUCGGCGAUUAUUCAAAAUAAUAAUAAGAAAUUGUCCAAUACAUUUAUACCUAAUCAUGUUUUAUGCUCUUCAUCAAACCAUGAUUAUACUACUGAAACAGGUUUAAAUACUUGUGAUAAAUCCUUAUCCAAUAAUAAUGCUUAUUCAAAAAGUGUGUGUGAUGUUAACAACACGCAUCAGAUUGUACACCAACUUCAGCAGAAUAGCAACACUGUCAUCUCUCUAACUGAUAAACAAGAAUGGAAUAAUGAUGUUUUACUGGGUUUCGAAAAUGAUACAUCUGUAGGCCUUGAAGUGGAAAUAGAAACAUCAUACGAUAAUACAAUAACCAAUGAUAAUGGUAAUUCAUAUCAAGUUCAGUCUAUUCAGUCUGGUCAAUUGUCUUUACCUGGAGAAACAAAUUCCAAUUGUUGUUUGAAAACAACAACUAACUUUUCCAAUUGUAUCUCAACUUCAAUACAAUCAUUGAAUUCACCACAACCAUCAAUGACUUCAUCAUCCAGUGGGCCAUGUAAUAAAGAAAUUGAGGCUGCAAUUAUUAUUCAAAGUUAUUAUAGACGUUAUAAACAGUAUGCAUAUUAUAAACGAUUAUGUCAAGCUGCACUUUUAAUUCAAAAUCGAUAUCGCUGGUAUGUAAAUCGAAAGAAGAAUGGUAAUAGCGGAGGAGUUUCAGCUGGUCCUAAACUUAGAAAACCUAGAUCAAGUCAAUGUAAUAAUCCACGAUACAGGUCAGUAUGUACACGAAAACCAAAGGUGAAUAAUAACACAGGUGGUGAAGUAAAUAUUGGAUUUCCGGAUGCAUAA
Schistosoma mattheei is the source of this 5187-nucleotide messenger RNA. The record is from the annotation of a GenBank genome assembly. NCBI's taxonomy places the organism in Eukaryota, Metazoa, Platyhelminthes, Trematoda, Strigeidida, Schistosomatidae.